This is a messenger RNA of Ochotona curzoniae (black-lipped pika), 3015 nucleotides long. It is a transcript of the gene WDR1, whose product is annotated as WD repeat domain 1. Bases 187 to 2007 code for a protein of 606 amino acids. Gene Ontology annotation, cellular component: cortical actin cytoskeleton. NCBI's taxonomy places the organism in Eukaryota, Metazoa, Chordata, Mammalia, Lagomorpha, Ochotonidae. Gene Ontology annotation, molecular function: actin filament binding. Gene Ontology annotation, biological process: positive regulation of actin filament depolymerization; locomotion; actin filament depolymerization. The transcript is spliced from 15 exons. The record is from RefSeq and is a predicted model, not a curated record.
CAGGGCAGGAGCCAGCCGCCGGCCCGGGAGCCCCGGCCUGGGCCCGCCCCCUCGGCGCCCGGCACGCCCGCCCAGCGCCGCCUUCCGGCCCCUGUCCUCCGGCUCGGCUUGGGCGAGGUGUGCUCGGCGGCGCGGGCCGGCCCCGGAGGCUCUCGGCUAGCGCGGCGCGGGAACAAGUGGGCGAGGAUGCCGUACGAGAUCAAGAAGGUGUUCGCCAGCCUCCCCCAGGUGGAGCGGGGCGUCUCCAAAAUCCUGGGAGGCGACCCCAAGGGCAACAAUUUUCUGUACACCAACGGCAAGUGCGUCAUCCUGAGGAACAUCGACAACCCAGCCAUUGCUGACAUCUACACGGAGCACGCCCACCAAGUGGUGGUGGCCAAGUACGCGCCCAGCGGAUUCUACAUCGCCUCUGGAGAUGUGUCUGGGAAGCUGAGGAUCUGGGAUACCACGCAGAAAGAUCACCUCUUGAAGUAUGAGUACCAGCCUUUCGCUGGGAAGAUCAAGGAUGUUGCUUGGACCGAAGAUAGUAAGAGGAUCGCCGUGGUGGGUGAAGGAAGAGAGAAGUUUGGAGCCGUCUUCCUGUGGGACAGCGGCUCUUCCGUGGGCGAGAUCACAGGACACAACAAAGUCAUCAACAGCGUGGACAUCAAGCAGAGCAGGCCAUACAGGCUGGCAACAGGGAGUGACGACAACUGUGCCGCCUUCUUUGAGGGACCCCCGUUCAAGUUCAAGUUUACAAUUGGAGACCACGGUCGCUUUGUCAACUGUGUGCGGUUCUCUCCUGACGGGAACAGGUUUGCCACAGCCAGUGCCGAUGGCCAGAUCUACAUCUAUGAUGGGAAGACAGGAGAGAAAGUGUGCUCUCUGGGAGACGGCAAGGCCCACGACGGAGGAAUUUACGCUAUUAGUUGGAGUCCGGAUAGCACUCACUUGCUUUCUGCUUCCGGAGACAAAACCUCCAAGAUUUGGGAUGUCAACGUGAAUUCUGUGGUCACCACAUUUCCCAUGGGCUCCAACGUCCUGGAUCAGCAGCUGGGCUGCUUAUGGCAGAAGGACCACCUCCUCAGUGUCUCCCUCUCGGGCUACAUCAACUACCUGGACAAGAACAACCCCAGCAAGCCCCUGCGCGUCGUCAAGGGUCACAGUAAAUCGAUCCAGUGUCUGACAGUGCAUAAAAACGGCGGCAAGUCCUACAUCUACUCGGGGAGCCACGACGGGCACAUUAAUUACUGGGAUUCAGAGACUGGGGAGAAUGACUCCUUUGCUGGGAAAGGCCACACGAAUCAGGUGUCCAGGAUGACCGUGGAUGAGUCUGGGCAGCUUGUCAGCUGCAGCAUGGACGACACGGUGCGGUACACCAACCUCACGCUGCGGGACUACAGUGGCCAAGGAGUUGUGAAACUGGAUGUCCAACCAAAGUGUGUAGCUGUUGGCCCUGGGGGAUAUGCUGUGGUCGUGUGCAUUGGGCAGGUGGUGCUCCUGAAGGACCAGAAGAAGUGCUUCAGCCUCAACAACCUUGACUACGAGCCCGAGGUCGUGGCAGUGCACCCCAGCGGUGAUUCAGUGGCUGUUGGGGGCGCGGACGGCAAUGUCCGUGUGUACAGCAUCCUGGGCACCACGCUGAAGGACGAGGGCAAGCUCCUGGAGGCCAAGGGCCCUGUGACGGAUGUGGCCUAUUCCCACGAUGGCGCCUUCCUUGCUGUGUGUGAUGCCAGCAAGGUCGUCACGGUGUUUAGCGUGGCCGAUGGCUACUCGGAGAACAAUGUUUUCUAUGGGCACCACGCAAAAAUCGUCUGCCUGGCCUGGUCACCAGACAAUGAGCACUUUGCCUCUGGGGGCAUGGACAUGAUGGUUUACGUCUGGACCCUGAGUGACCCCGAGACCAGAGUCAAGAUCCAAGAUGCACACCGACUACACCAUGUGAGCAGCCUGGCCUGGCUGGACGAGCACACCCUGGUCACGACCUCGCAUGACGCCUCUGUCAAGGAGUGGACAAUCACCUACUGAGGAGCCCGGCCUCUGCCCGACCGAAUCAGGGACUAGCGUUUCACUGCAGCCCGUCAGAUUUCUCUAACUGUCUCUGUAACAGUCCCCGCCCCGCCCCAGCGUGGGGAGCCCCUCCGUGAGUACCCCGUGUCUGCAGGGAGCUCGUGUCUGUACACAUCCUUCUGAAAGCUUUAGACAGUGACUGUUUGCACAUGGAAAAUAAAGCAAGCACUUGAACAAAGUGUGGAGCGUAACUAAACCCACAGCCCAACCAGACCUUGAGGAUGUGGAACAUUCCAGAGGCACAGCCUCAGAAGCACAGCCAGAGACCCCAGGCCCCCUGCCUUCCGCUGUGGCACUCGCUACCCAUAGGGAGGUUGUACAGAUGAGCGAGCCGUGGCUCCCACCUGCUAGCUGCAGCACAGUGCUGUUCUGGUGAGAAGGGAGCACUGUCGAGCCCGUGUCCGGCUCUUCCCUGGCGUGUGCAUGUCACAGCAGGCAGAUGCCCCCAGGAAGCCGCCUCCAGACCCCUGGGGACGAACGCAUCACCCUGGAUGAAGUUUCAUUGUCCGGUUUUGUGCUUGGUUUUAAUAAUGGAGUUGUGGGAAUUUUUUUUUUUCCUUUUUUUAAUGUAACUUAGCUGUUGCCCGUCGGUGUUUACAAGCUGGUGUACUGGCGGCACGGGCCCCAGCAUUCAGAGCCCCUGUUAGCCGGACUGAGGUAUCCUGGCAACCACUCAUCAUGCUUUGGUGUUUUCCUGUCUUUCUCUCUGCUUUGGCCCCCAACAGCAAAGAUUAAUUUAAGGGCAAAGAUAAUGUCGCUGUAACCUAAUCUGUUACCGUUUUACCUUUCUUUUUCAGUGCAGAAAUUAAAGUAAGUAUAAAGCACGGUGGUUGGGCAUUUCUUUGCGUGUGUCGGGAUCACUGGUAAAUGUUGGCUGAGUACAAUCCCUCUCCCUUGCACUUGUGAAAACACUUUGAGCGCUUUAAGAGAUUAGACUGAGAAAUAAUUAAAUAUCUUUUCUCUUCA